Cutaneotrichosporon oleaginosum is the source of this 2190-nucleotide messenger RNA. Lineage: Eukaryota; Fungi; Basidiomycota; Tremellomycetes; Trichosporonales; Trichosporonaceae. The record is from RefSeq and is a predicted model, not a curated record.
CCAGCACAUCACUCUUCCCGCCCAUCCGCAUCUUUUUCUUCUCGUCUACUUGACUGCACAAGCACGCGCAGCGGACCGCCUGGAGCGAAAAACGGCAGACACGGCAGACGCACGGGAGACGGCACAGCACGGCUUUGACACGCACGCUCGAGAGUGAGACAGUAGGCCUAACGGACGGCACGAAAUUCCAAACGCGACAUUAGACCGGACCUCGGACUGCCAUAUCGGCCAUAUCUGCCAUGGAGAAGAAGAGUGACGACCCGCGGCCAGUGCCCGCCGAGCGGCCAGUAUUCGGCCUGUCCCGGCGUGUAUGGUACCUCCUCGCAGGGUGUUUCGGCCUGAUGAUAUUCUCGCGCCUCGUCUUCCCACCCUCCUCCUCCUCCCUCACGGGGCACUACUCGACGUCGCGCGGCCUGCUCACCGCGGCCGACUACCUGAAUGCCAGCGCAUCCGAGCCCGCCCCCUUUGCGUUCUGCCCCGACUUUGGGCCUGACGACGCUGUCGCGGCCAAGCGCGGCCAGGUCGCCCUCCUCAAGUCGCGCCUGCACCUCGGCACGGGUGCGCGCGUCCAGCGUCUGAUCCACAAGGCCAUGACGGGGCAGCCCGUGACCGUGUCCGUGCUUGGGGGAAGUAUCACGGCAUGCCACGGCGCCGGCGACGACCCGGUCUCGCCGCGCUGCUGGCCGUCAAAGUUCUUCGAGUGGUGGAACGGUGUAUUCCCCCACCCGCUCAGCCAGCUGUACAACGGCGCCGCGCGCCUCACCGACUCGGCCUACUUUGCCUACUGCUCAAAGCACCAUAUGCCGGACCAUGCCGAUCUGGUGAUCCUCGAGUUUGACGCCUCGGACCCGAACGACCCACUGUGGAUGAACCACUUCGAGCUCCUUGUGCGCUCGAUCCUCACGCGUCCCGAGCAGCCCGCCGUCAUCCUCCUGGGCCACUUUGCGCCCCAAGUCCUCGUGCAGAACAAGUUCACCGGCCCCGAGAUGCUGCACGACAUCGUCGCGCAGUUCUACGACGUCCCGCACAUCUCCAUGAAGGGCGCCUUGUACGCCGACUACAUGUCCGACCCGGAGGGCACGCGCCAAGCAUACUACUCGGACAUGGUGCUGGCGUCGCCGGCGGGCCACGACAUGCUCGCCGAUCUGCUCAUCAGCUACUUCCAGAGCCAGAUCUGCGCGGGCUGGGCGACGACCAUGGGCCACGCCUUCGACGUGCCGUACAUGGGCGCGGGGCAGUCGUCGGGCGUCAACCCCCUGCUGAACGUCGACGCGGACGACCUCGAAGCGCAGGGCGGCGGUCUCGCAGCCAAGGCGCGCGCGAUGCGGGUGCCGCCUGCGCGCCUCGCCAACCGCCCCUCGGACAUCCUCACGUUCCGCGAGGCCGAGCCGUACUGCGUCAUCGCGAACGAGAUCGUCAACCCCAUCCCGCCGAGCCACUUCUUCGGCUCGGGAUGGCAGACGUACAAGCCCGUCAACGAGGGCCCAGAGGUCAAGGCCUACUGGUGGUCCGAAGUCGGCGGGAGCCGCAUGCGUGUGCCCAUCAAGACAUCCGCCGGCGACGUCGCUAUCUACUACCUCCAGCACCCUGAUAGCACGGCGAGCGGGCGCGUCGCUUGCUGGGUCGACGACGACUUUGGGAACCGCGUCGAGCUCAACGGCAUCAACAAAAACGUUGGGCAGCCCACCCCAACGCUCACUACUAUCAACGAGGGUGUCGAGGCGGGCGACCACUAUGUCGAGUGCCUCGUACUUGGCAAGGAGGGCGCCAAACUGCCGCCUUUCAAGAUGAUGGGAGUGUUUGCCACCUAGACACGCGCGCUUGCACUCACCACCUUCACUCUAGACUCCAUCUCUGCACCGUAGCCUUGUGCCCAUUUCAUGGCUUGACAAUGUCCCGUACAUGCACUGGGUUUUUCGUUCGCUGCCUCUGCAUCAUCACAAGUCAGUCACAUCCCGUCUACCGUCUAGCGACUCGCGAGCACGACUCCAUCGCGCUCUGACCAAUCUAUAAACACGAAGGCGGGGUGAUGCAGGACGUCUGGUGGUACAAACGGAAACAUGAGAUAUCGUGGUCCCCGCGAAAUUGGGGGGGCCAGCGACAGGACGAGCGCCCUGGCGCAUGGGAUCAUUGCUCAGCGCGCGUAAAUGAGCAAAAGAGAUAUAGAGUAUUAGAUCAGGAGGGGGUGGU